Molecule: messenger RNA, 582 nt
Organism: Miscanthus lutarioriparius
Lineage: Eukaryota; Viridiplantae; Streptophyta; Magnoliopsida; Poales; Poaceae
Source: the annotation of a GenBank genome assembly
AUGCAGCUUUCCGCCAGACUCCUGUGCGUCCUCGCCAUCCUCCUUGCCGCCCAGCCGUCGCACGCCGACUCGGCCGCCGCGAUCGGCGCGGCGCGUGGCGGCGACGACAGGCCGUCCCCGCCGUGCUCGCCGGUGGACCGGGCGGCGCUGCUGGGCUUCAAGGCGGGCGUGGCCGUGGACACGACGGGCAUCCUGGCGACGUGGACGGGCGGCGACUGCUGCGGUGCGUGGGAGGGCGUGACCUGCGACGCCGCCAUGGGGCGGGUCGUGGCGCUGCAGCUGGAGGCGCCGCCACCCAAGUCGCGGCACUGCAUGCAGGGCAUGCUAUCGCCGUCCCUCGGCGGGCUUGAGUUCCAGGAGUCCCUGGUGGUCCGCGACAUGGCUAGGAUCGGGGGCGCCAUCCCAGCGGCGCUGGCGCGGCUGGCGCGGCUCAGGCAGCUCUACUUCGAGGGCAACAUGUUGUCCGGGCCCGUCCCGGGGAGCCUCGGUGGGCUACGGUCGCUCCAGUACCUGUCGCUCGCGGGCAAUCGGCUAGACGGGCAGCUGCCGCCGGAGCUCGGUGCCGUCUCCGACCUGGAGUAG